Molecule: messenger RNA, 1407 nt
Organism: Suillus paluster
Lineage: Eukaryota; Fungi; Basidiomycota; Agaricomycetes; Boletales; Suillaceae
Product: Bestrophin, RFP-TM, chloride channel-domain-containing protein
Exons: 13
Coding region: 1-1407 (468 amino acids)
Molecular function (GO): chloride channel activity
Source: RefSeq, a predicted model, not a curated record
AUGUCCUUUAAUUACCAGGAAAUACGAUCUACGUGGUCUGCAUUUGGACACGCACUGUUGGCCACUGCGCUUUUUAGAUGCUGGCACAUCUUAAUCUUCUUCGGUGGCUGGUCGACUGCUAUCUGUGUGAUCAGCCAUAACGUCCAUAGUUUGGCGUUGCAGCCGACUCUUAUCACCGUAUUUGGUACUGUCCUCGGUUUCGUAAUCUCCUACAGGACAACUUCGAGUUUUGAACGUUACAACGAGGGACGAAGGCUUUGGUCACAAAUAGUGCUAGGAAGCCGUACCUUUGCCCGCGUUGUUUGGCUCCAUGUCCCAGACGAGCAGAAGGAGGAAAAUAAGGCGAAGACUCUAGUUGAGAAGAAAUCCGUCGUGAACCUGCUCGAAGCAUAUGCCGUCGCUGUUAAGCAUUAUUUGCGCGGGGAAGAUGGCAUCUUCUACGAGGAUCUGUAUCACUUGGUCAAGUUCCUUCCUUCAUAUGCGCUUCCGCCGACAAUCCCUUCCGUCGCCGAUCUCAAUGCGCCGCGUGAUAGCACGAGCACUAGUAAUGAUGUUCCUGCAUCGCCACAGUCAGGGCGCUUUCAUGGCUCAGGACUCACGAAGAGAGUGGCGGCUCCGGGCCAGCUUCCACUCCCGACUACUGCACCCACGCCUUCCCUCAGGGUCACAACUUUUGCGACAGAAAACACGCUUCGCAUCGACGGACCCCCUGCUAUGAACCCGCCCAAGUACUCGUUGUUCGAUCUAUUCCCAUUUUCGCUGCUGGUGCGGAUGCUGACUAAGAACGGCGUGGAUGUGAAAGGAAAGAGGGCGGCAAGAAUGAGAGCUGCGAUGCGCAAUUACCGAGGUAAAAAUUCGUACAACAUUCCCCUGGAAAUCUCGUUGUAUUUGGGCUCUUACGUCUCUGCCCUGCAACUUCGCAAGACCGUCGAUGCGCCUACUAUCACCUUACUAUUGGCGACUACUAAUCAGCUUGUAGAUGCUCUAACAGGCCUAGAACGGAUCCUCACUACCCCAAUACCAUUUUCGUAUUCCAUUCAUUUGUGGCUGGUAACUCUUGUAUAUUGCCUGGCUUUGCCAUUCCAAGUCUGGUCAACAUUGAAGUGGUUCACGAUCCCCGCUACUGUGCUCGCGAGUUUUAUCUUCUUUGGCUUCCUCGUUGCUGGAGAGGAGAUCGAAAGAUACGACAAAAACGACUUGAACAUGGAUCACUUCGUGCAUAACAUAAUACGCAAAGAACUUCGCGCUAUCAUAGCGAUGCCCACACCCGACCCUGCUGUAUGGGCGUUCUCCUCGGAGAACGACCUCCUUUUUGCGAAUUCGGAAAAAGAUGAGCGCGUGCCACCCUCUGAAUGGGUAGGACGGGGUAUUCCAAAGAUGCGAGAUGCGCUGACAAGGCUUGAGUGA